AUAAUAAAAAUAUGUAUAAAACAAUAAUACCGAUUGUUGGAAUUAUGAUAAAUGUUCUACAAAACUCAUUCAAAUCUUGAUUGUUUUAUAAAGUGUGAAUAGGCUAUUCAAAUAAAAAAUGACUGUAUUUCCAAUCUAUCAGUAAUCGUUGACGUUUUUCACUGGGACACGUAGUGGUGAUAAGAAAUUGUGAUAUGAAUAAAACAUUGUGAAAAUGCGGUACAAAAUUUUAUUGUUUAUUGUGAUUUCAAUAGUACACUACAAACUAACUAAUGGAACCCUUCGUGGACCCUUAGAAUCUAAUAAAAAACAAAAUACAGAUGAAAAAUCUAAGAGCUUUAUAGCAUCUUACAGUGAAGAUGAUGAUGAAACCUCCCCAUUGAAAAUUGUCCAACCUCCCGAUUUGUCGAAAGAAAAAGACAGAAAGAAAGAAACUGUAGAUAUACUGAUGCUAGAUCAAGCUAAAGUUCUUCAAAAAAUGGUUGAAGAGCUUGAUUUCAUAAGAACUUCUAUAAUAGAUGAAAGUCCGAGUGAUAACUCAGAGGAGGAACUUCCUCCUAUGCCUGAUGCUCUUCUUCAUCCAAAAGAGUUGACCCCAGAAGAAAAAGAAGCUAGAGAAAUAUUUGAUCAAGCUUCUCAAAUGCUUAAUAAAACUAGGCCAGAUAAGAACAAAGCCUACACUCUGCUGCAAGAGGCUUCAAAUAAAGGUAGUCAAGAAGCAAAAGCUCUCAUUGCUUGGGCAAAACUGUUCGGUAAUCCUUUGAAGCAAGAUAUUAAAGGUGCUCAUGAAAUUUUCGAAUCAUUAGCUGAAACUGGAAAUCCAGAUGGGCAUACAGGUCUAGGUUUCUUAUAUUCUACUGGAUUAACUGUGAAUGUUAGUCAAGCUAGAGCUUUAGUACAUUAUACUUUUGGAGCAAUUGGUGGAAAUAUAUGGUCGCAAAUGGUCAUGGGUUAUAGAUAUUGGUCAGGAAUAACUGUAUCACCAAGUUGUGAGAAGUCCUUGGACUUUUAUAGGCAAGUUGCUGACAAAGUUAGUCAGGGUGUUACUUUUGGGGGAGGAGCGGCCAUUCAGAGGAUAAGGCUACUUGAUGAAUUGGAGAAUGGGUAUUCAUCAGGCAUAUUAGACAAUGACCUCAUUGAGUAUUACCAACUUCUUGCAGAGAAAGGAGAUAUUCAGGCACAGGUUGGAUUGGGUCAACUGCAUUAUCAAGGAGGAAGAGGUGUAGAUUUGGACUACCAGAAAGCUCUCCAUUAUUUUACACAAGCGGCUAAUGCAGGCAAUGCAGUUGCAAUGGCUUACUUAGGAAAAAUUUAUCUGGAUGGAAGUGAUGAAAUCAAGGCUGAUAAUGCUACAGCAUUUAAGUAUUUCAAAAAAGCAUCAGAUCUAAACAACCCAGUGGGUCUGAGUGGAUUAGGUCUGAUGUAUUUGUAUGGAAGGGGAGUGGAAAAGGAUUAUGUUAAAGCCCAUAAAUAUUUUCUUGCUGCAGCAGAUCAAGGCUGGGUGGAUGGUCAACUUCAGUUAGGCAAUAUGUACCUUAAUGGUUUAGGAAUGAGAAAAGAUUACAAAUUGGCUAACAAAUAUUUUUCAUUGGCAUCUCAGUCCGGACACGUUUUGGCGUACUAUAAUUUAGGGCAAAUGCAUGCACAAGGUACUGGUAUGCUGAGAUCCUGUCCCACAGCUGUAGAGUUAUUCAAAAAUGUAGCAGAAAGAGGAAGGUGGGGUGAACUCUUGAUGCAGGCUCACACAGACUACAGGGAUGGAAAUUACAAUGGUGCAUUUGUGCAGUAUGCCUUAUUAGCGGAACUGGGUUAUGAAGUGGCACAAAGUAACGCAGCCUUUCUUUUGGAUAGAGGAGAAGUCCCAAUGUUGUCGGGAAGUGAAGCUCUUGUCAGGGGGCUUCUCUAUUGGGGUAGAGCUGCUGCUCAAGGUUAUUCUGCAGCUCAGGUGAAAUUGGGCGAUUAUCACUAUUACGGCUUGGGUACUCCAGUGGAUUAUGAAGCAGCGGCGACCCAUUACAGGCUAGCAUCUGAGCAGCAACAUAAUGCUCAAGCAAUGUUCAAUCUGGGAUACAUGCAUGAGCAAGGACUGGGAAUGUCUAAAGAUAUGCAUCUUGCUAAAAGGUUGUAUGAUUUGGCAGCUGAAACUAGUAGUGAUGCUAAGGUACCAGUAGCCUUGGCACUCAUCAAAUUAAAUUUCUUGUUUGGAAUGGAAAUGUUACAACAGAGUCCAAUUUAUCAAGUAGUGGAAUUUACCGAGCUGUUCAGUUCUUAUUGGGACAUGUAUCUUCUCACCAUCCUUUCUCUGAUUUUAUCCACAAUUAUUUACAUUAGAUGGCAACACAUUAGAGUCUGAAUUGAAGGGAAAUUUCAAAAGUGUGUGGUGUGAACAAUUUUUGAUAUGUAAUUGAUAGUGUCGUGAAAUGUAAUUGUUUUCGAUAAUUUAUUUUGUAAAUACCAUUGUUGAUGAAUGAAGUCGCCACUACAA
This is a messenger RNA of Coccinella septempunctata (seven-spotted ladybird), 2485 nucleotides long. RefSeq names its product protein sel-1 homolog 1 (gene Hrd3). Bases 215 to 2353 code for a protein of 712 amino acids. Gene Ontology annotation, molecular function: protein binding. NCBI's taxonomy places the organism in Eukaryota, Metazoa, Arthropoda, Insecta, Coleoptera, Coccinellidae. Gene Ontology annotation, biological process: ERAD pathway. The transcript has 10 exons. The record is from RefSeq and is a predicted model, not a curated record. Gene Ontology annotation, cellular component: endoplasmic reticulum membrane.